UAGAGGUAUUUUAUAAGAACUCUUCGUGAUUCAACUUUUAAAAAAGUUAUUUAUCCACCGUUGAUUUUGGUAUCAUUCACAUUUUUAUUUCUUCGCUAUAAUUCUUGUCGUACGAAACUAAUUUCAGAUAAGUUUAAGACAAAUGAACAUGACGGAUACCUAUGUUUGGUUAUUAUUAUUCAUAGAUGUUAUUGCUGGUUUUAAAACUGGGAAAUCUUUCACCAAAAUGAUCGGUUCAACGACCAUCUUCACAACAGUUUCUGAACCUGCUCUGGAUAUGUAUCACUGUGCCUUCAAAUGUGCUGCUGGAACAACAUGCCAUAUCUGGGAAUUCAAGGAUGGUCAGUGUACGAUGGGGCAAAAAUUUGGUUUCGGCGGGAAUCAAUACAAUGCUACAGGGGCAUGGGAAGCACCACUAGUAUUUCCUGAAGAAACUCCCUAUGGAUGUGCCUGUAGAUGUAAGAACAACUCAGAGUGCACUCACUUUGUUUGGUACUCCAAUGGCUUUAAUGGAAACACGUGUACUUUAAGAAAAGAUCUUGGCGCUGUUGUAGAUCUUCACGUUAAAUAUCAAAUCGGAGGAUCUCUCAGCUGUUAGUUUCAUGAUUAACUAAGAGAUAAAUAAGUAAAAUUGGCACAAAUUGGUUAAUAAAAAAUAAAUAAAUUUUUUACUUUAA
Molecule: messenger RNA, 677 nt
Organism: Eurytemora carolleeae
Lineage: Eukaryota; Metazoa; Arthropoda; Copepoda; Calanoida; Temoridae
Exons: 6
Coding region: 143-598 (151 amino acids)
Source: RefSeq, a predicted model, not a curated record